AUGGGCAUAGUAAUCCUCUCGGGGAUUCUCAGUUCCCUCAGCUCCCUCAGUAAACCAAAACCUAUCUCCCCAACAUCCGGAACCUCAACUCCCAUCUAUCCAACCUCACCACCCACCCGUCUCCCCUCCAAAUUCAUCGCCUGCGUCCGCCGUCCCGAAUCCGCCAAAAAAGUGCACCAGGCACUCCCCCCCUACCUAGUCUCCUCACCAACCUCCCUCUCCAUCCUCCAAAACAACAAUGUCUCCGCCGUUCAACAAGCCGACAUAGUCCUCUUGUCCUGUAAACCUAUCUGUGCCGGCAUAACCAUCGAACAACUCUACUCUGAGCUCUUUACCGAACAAACAAAAGGUCUAACAGACAUUGCAUCUGCCUCUAACCCCUGCACAAUCGUCCGCGCUAUGCCUAACACCGCAUCUCAAAUCAACGAAUCAAUGACCGUAAUCAGUACUUCUACACCACCUCUCCCAGAACUCACAACCGCACUCAUAACCUGGAUCUUCACACGCAUAGGCGAAGUAGUAUUUCUUUUCCCCUCAACCAUAGAUGCCUAUACCGCUCUCUGCGGAUCCGGUCCCGUUUUUUUUUUCGCCCUAAUGCUCGAAGCAACCACAGACGGCGCCGUAGCCAUGGGACUACCUCGCGCAGAAGCCCAAAAAAUGGCAGCGCAAACUAUGCGUGGUGCCGCUGGUCUCAUUCUCCUCGGUGAACAUCCAGCACUACUAGGAGAUAAAGUAAGUACGUUGGGUGUGUGUACGAUAUGGGGACUUUCGGUUUUGGAAGAGGGCAGGGUGAGGGGUACUGUGGCGAGGGCGGUGAGAGAAGCGACGCUUGUGGCGGGGCAGUUGGGGAGGGGCGUGGUGGGGGCUAAUGGGACAAGUUUUUAA
Sclerotinia sclerotiorum 1980 UF-70 is the source of this 885-nucleotide messenger RNA. RefSeq lists its product as hypothetical. Lineage: Eukaryota; Fungi; Ascomycota; Leotiomycetes; Helotiales; Sclerotiniaceae. The coding region runs from base 1 to 885 and encodes 294 amino acids. Gene Ontology annotation, molecular function: pyrroline-5-carboxylate reductase activity. The transcript has 2 exons. The record is from RefSeq and is a predicted model, not a curated record. Gene Ontology annotation, biological process: L-proline biosynthetic process.